This is a messenger RNA of Rana temporaria (common frog), 1343 nucleotides long. RefSeq names its product RNA polymerase II, I and III subunit F (gene POLR2F). Gene Ontology annotation, biological process: DNA-templated transcription. NCBI's taxonomy places the organism in Eukaryota, Metazoa, Chordata, Amphibia, Anura, Ranidae. Gene Ontology annotation, cellular component: RNA polymerase III complex; nucleus; RNA polymerase II, core complex. The transcript is spliced from 5 exons. The record is from RefSeq and is a predicted model, not a curated record. Gene Ontology annotation, molecular function: DNA binding; DNA-directed RNA polymerase activity. The coding region runs from base 121 to 504 and encodes 127 amino acids.
GCGGGGCAUAGUGGAUACUCAAUUCCUUUUCCGGUCCCGGUGUGUUCGGUCUUCCUGAGUCGCAGCUAGUUGUGUUCGAGGUACUGGAAGGAGAGGAGCUGAGUGAACGGCGGCGGAGAGAUGUCGGAUAACGAGGACAAUUUUGAUGGUGAUGAUUUUGAUGAUGCCGAAGAAGAUGAAGGACUUGAUGACUUGGAAAAUGCUGAGGAGGAAGACCGGGAGAAUGUUGCAAUCUUACCAGCUGGUGAAGGACAACAAGCAAACCAGAAACGAAUCACAACAAAUUACAUGACAAAAUAUGAAAGGGCACGUGUUUUGGGUACCAGAGCACUACAGAUAGCAAUGUGUGCACCUGUUAUGGUGGAGCUUGAAGGAGAAACUGACCCAUUGCUUAUUGCUAUGAAGGAACUAAAAGCCAGGAAGAUCCCUAUAAUCAUCAGACGCUAUCUUCCUGAUGGAAGUUACGAAGACUGGGGGGUGGAUGAGCUCAUCAUUACUGACUAAAGCCACUGGAUCUUCCCUUUCUUGGAUGUUCCACUUUGUUUUUAUGUUUUAUUAGUCUACAGUUCCUUCUGAUAUUGUACAGAAAUAUUUUUAAAUAUAUAUUUUGCAGUAUUUAUAUUUACAUGCCAAUGUGACAGGAAGAUGUUGACAACGUGUACCCAUUGUAAACAUUUUUGUUCGUAGAGACAGAUGUAGCUAGUGAGCAUUUUUAAAGUGUUGUAGAUUUUGUUAUGAGUAAACUACAACUUAUUGGCAUGAAGAAUCUUCUAGGACUAUUUUUUUUUUUUUUUUUUCUCUUUGCUGUACGUUUAUUAUUCUCCUGCAUUUAAAUUAAGAUUACUGUACUUGGCAAAUCGGAGUUCUUUGGCUCCCUUGAAGAAAUCAGCAGUUUAACUCCAGAAUGUAACUAGUACCCCUCCUCAGCCUCUACCCACUACCUGUUCUUACUAGAACAGAAGACUCAUUGUAUACCUCUGCACCUGUUUCUAUGGAAAUGCUCAAGGUGGGGACAAAUUUCUCAGGAGUAUCGGAAAGCUAGAUGAAUCCCACUCUUUGUUUCAUCCAAGUUCGUGGUCUGUUGCUCCUGCGUUCCUGUCACACCUGGGGGACAGGUUAGCUCUGAUUCCUGUGCUGCAUUCACAUAUUGUCAACAUAUCUGCAGAUUAAAAUGCCAGCCAUAUGCUAAAACUUUGCUGUCAGCAGGUACAAUGCCACUUGAAAAAUGUGCAAAUAUAUACGUCUCACUACUUAAUCAAUUUCAGAUUACUUUUUGGGAUACAACUGAAGACACCUUUCAACAUCCUUUUUCCAAAUUGUUUAUUAAAAUUGAUAAAAACGUA